Molecule: messenger RNA, 591 nt
Organism: Elephantulus edwardii (Cape elephant shrew)
Lineage: Eukaryota; Metazoa; Chordata; Mammalia; Macroscelidea; Macroscelididae
Gene: NPVF
Product: neuropeptide VF precursor
Exons: 3
Coding region: 1-591 (196 amino acids)
Biological process (GO): negative regulation of gonadotropin secretion; neuropeptide signaling pathway
Molecular function (GO): signaling receptor binding
Source: RefSeq, a predicted model, not a curated record
AUGGAAAUUAUUGCAUCCAAACCAUUCAUUUUAUUGAUUCUAGCCACUUCAAGCCUGUUAACAUCAAACGUCUUUUGUACUGAUGAUUUAAUGUUACCCAGUCUUCACAGCAAAGAAAAUGAUGACAAAUAUUCUGAGGUUAGAGGAGACCCCAAAGCAGAAGAGGAAAGAAGCUUCAAUUUUGAGGAAUUAAAAGAUUGGGAACCAAAAUAUGUUAAGAUGACAACACCAGCACCUCACAAAACACCACACUCAGUCAUCAAUUUGCCACUGAGAUUUGGGAGGAACAUGGAAGAACGAAGACCUGGACCAGUGAACAACUUGCCUCUGAGAUUUGGAAGAAAUAUGAGAGGGAGCAUCUUGAGAGGUGUUUCUAAUCUGCCCCAAAGGUUUGGGAGGAUGACAGCAGCCAAAAGUGUCAGGAAGACAAUGAGCGACUUAUUCCCAUGGUCCGUGGGUUCACCACCUGCCAGUGAGUUGCUUUAUUCAAUGGCUUGCCAGCCUCUAGAAGUCCAGGAUCCUGAACAAAAGUACCCAAGGAGGCUAGGAUUCAAGAAAAUAGAUGCUGCAGAACUGAAGCAGGAAAAAUAA